Psilocybe cubensis is the source of this 603-nucleotide messenger RNA. RefSeq lists its product as uncharacterized. The record is from RefSeq and is a predicted model, not a curated record. Bases 1 to 603 code for a protein of 200 amino acids. Lineage: Eukaryota; Fungi; Basidiomycota; Agaricomycetes; Agaricales; Agrocybaceae. The transcript is spliced from 3 exons.
AUGCCUCCAUACAACGACUGGAAUACUCUCGACGGAUAUGUAUCCAAUUCCGAGGAGGACAGGUCAGAAAAUGGAAGUUUGGACUGGCAUUACAACUACCAACAAGAACAUGAAGAGGACAAUUACUAUAUGCCUUUCAGACCCAUGAUCCCUCCUCUUUCGCCUCAUCCCAAAAUGAAAGCCAGCAUGGAUGCCAUAGAAGUUUCGGAUUACAAGGACGGAAUUGCAACCAUGGCGGAACAGGCAUUUAAGGGGGAGUUUGAGCGUGUUGUACAGCUAUCAGCAAAUCCGAAGUAUAGCAAAAAAAAUCCACCCGUAUUCAAAAGGCAGCAUCCUGAUGAGCCUGGAAGCUAUGCACAGCUGCGCGCGGGCAUGCAAGCCACCCAAAUUGAGCAGACUAUUUGUCUGUAUCGCGCUAUCCUGAAUCAAAAACGAAAACGCCUCAUUAAAUAUACAAAAAGUCCUCGCCUUUUUGAGUGCGUUAUGCUCAAUCACAAGGCGGGCAAUGGCUCAAAACUCAGGAUAGCAUUGUCACCUAUUCGGGCGGGAGCGGCGGAGAAGCUAAUGACCCCAAAAUACGACGAGUCAACGGUCCUUGUUUAA